Messenger RNA from Cuscuta epithymum, 1335 nucleotides. The record is from the annotation of a GenBank genome assembly. Lineage: Eukaryota; Viridiplantae; Streptophyta; Magnoliopsida; Solanales; Convolvulaceae.
CAGUUUCUCACGAUACACACCUAGUGGAAAAUUGUUUGCGGGAGGGAGUAUAUGAUUGCCCAUCUGAAACUUAAAAAGGUGGCUCACGCCAAAUGCGUAACAAAAUUCUAUUUAACCCUAAACCCCAAAUUUAAAUUAUUAUUGUUCUCUAAUUUAAUUUGGACCCGACCCGGCUAAGAUCCCACCUCCAAUCCUUUGCCAUUCGGAAUUCGGAUUCAUCAUCAAUUAUCAUCCCUUCCUCCGGUGGCUGUGAAUUGUUGCGGUGGCAUGGAUUUGGCGGUCGCCGGCGGGGAUGAGAAGGAGAUCCGGUUAUUGAGAGCCAAUUCGGAGAGGGAUCCUCUUCGCGUGAAGAGAAAGACCUUGGAGACGGUGCUCCAACAGUGCCAGAGAGCUCUUGAGCUCCUCAAUUCCUCCGGAUGUACUGAGGAAGAAGACGAAGAUUAUGUGGGAGAUGCUAGGAAGGAGGCUGUAGCGGAAAAUGGUCAGAGCUCAUUCACGCCCUCUUCUGAUGCCGAGGCCGAAGAGUUAUGUGAUCUCCUGAAAUCUAGAGUUGAUAGCCCAGAUUUCCUUCAAAAGCUAGAGACUGCCCAAGCAUCAACGCCACAAAACAUCGCUGAAGAAGGCAAUUCAUGGGACAUGGUCAGCGACGAUGAUCUGUGGGAAGGUGCAAAUCCUGAGUUGGACAAUGAAGAUUAUGUAUUAGUUCGACAAGAAGACAUAGUGGAGGGUAUAGCAUGUUUCAUGGCUGCAUAUCUGUUGUCACUUAAACAGGCCAAGGACCUGACACCGACCCAACUGCAGGAAGCUCUCAGCAAGACUUUCUCUUUAAAAAAGAAGAAAGGGAAAUUUCGUAAGGCGUGGGAUGGAAGCAAAGUCAUUUAUAAUGUAGCAUCUUGGGGGGCGACAGCAAUUGGAAUAUACCAAAACCCUGCGAUUCUUAGAGUUGCCACAUCAGCAUUCUGGACGUCAUGCCACAUUAUAUCAAAGCUGUUCUAAACAGUGCAUUGCAAAUAGGCUGAGAGGAGAAAGUUUGUUUGUUUGAUGAUAUUGCAGAAGGGUGAGUGUAGUUAGGGGCUCAGGCUUUACUGACUGAAUGCCUGUAUUAACAAACCCAGAAUUGGUAUUGACACAGCAAGACCUCUUAUUUUCAUUUAUUCCUGUAAAUAUGUGGCGAAGCCCCUUCAAUUGAAUUAUGCCCUUUGUGUGUAUAAAAACUUGUUUGCCUCGUUUCAUUUUUCUUCUUGGUGCAAGGUUACACAUUAAUUAGGUUUAGAUUUGUUAUUUGUCCCUGCAAAACAUUAAAGCAUAUAAUUUACAUACAAAUGAUCCUUAUCC